Molecule: messenger RNA, 1852 nt
Organism: Thamnophis sirtalis
Lineage: Eukaryota; Metazoa; Chordata; Lepidosauria; Squamata; Natricidae
Source: RefSeq, a predicted model, not a curated record
AUGGAGGCUCCGGUGUGCCUGAUUGAGAACAGGAGAAAUCGCCUCCAUGUUUCUCUGGAGACUCUUCGGUUGCUCUCGGAAAUCCAGCAGCUGGUGGUGGUGGUGUCCAUUGUGGGACUGUAUCGCACGGGCAAGUCCUACCUAAUGAACAAGCUGGCUGUGGAAAAGGGCAAUUCCCAAAAUGAUAUCUGGAUCUUCUCUUUGGCUAUGUUACUGAGCAGCACCCUUGUCUACAACAGUAUUGAGAACAGGGCAGCCAUGCAGGAAGUUGUUACUCACUAUGCACAACUGAUGGAGCAAAGCUUGGAGCUACCCACUGAGACUCUCCAGGAACUUCUGGACAUACACAAAUUAUGUGAGGAACAAGCCCUCCAGAUGUUCAUGGCUCGUGCCUUUAAGGAUGAUAAACGUCAGUUCCAGCUUGAACUCAUGGGACCAAUCAAGUCAUAUGCUUCUCCCUACUUGACUAUAUCUGGCUUUAUGGUAGAGGCAGAACUAGGCUUUUCACAGAUGUUUUCUUUUGAUGUCAGCCUUAUCAGUUUUGUGACAGAGCUGUCUAAACAUAUCAAGGCCAAGUCUUCCUCCGCUACUGGAGAUACAGAUGAGACUUCUGGAUUUGUUGGCUUCUCCCCAAACUUUGUUUGGUCUGUGCGAGAUUUCACACUGCAGCUGCAACAGGAUGGGAAAUCCAUCACAGAGGAUGAAUAUCUCGAACAUGCUCUGGAAUUAAAAGAAGGUGACAGCAAGAAGGAGCAGGAAUUCAAUCUGACACGGAAAUGCAUCCGACUGUUCUUCCCCACCCGGAAGUGCUUCGUCUUUGAUUGCCCUACUGAAAGUAGGAACUUACCCUAUCUGGAAAAGAUGGUGGAUAAUCAGCUGGAGCCUGAAUUCGUGGAACAAGCAAAUAAAUUCUGUCAUCAUAUCUAUGAAACAUCUCAAGAAAAGACUCUUCCAGGAGGGCACAUUGCCACUGGCAACUCGUUGGCAAAGUUGGUUGAGACCUAUGUGGCUACUAUCUCUAGUGGGAACAUUCCCUGCCUGGAGAACUCAGUCUUGUCCUUGGCGGAGAUUGAGAACAAGGCAGCCGUGCAGGAAGCUGUUGCUCACUAUGCACAACUGAUGGAGCAAAGCUUGGAGCUACCCACUGAGACUCUCCAGGAACUUCUGGACAUACACAAAUUAUGUGAGGAACAAGCCCUCCAGAUGUUCAUGGCUCGUGCCUUUAAGGAUGAUAAACGUCAGUUCCAGCUUGAACUCAUGGCAAGGAAGAUCCUGGAGGAAUUCCUCCAGAGCAAGGAAAACAUCAGCAAAACCAUCCUUCAAAGUGAUGUGAGCCUUCAAGAGAAGGAGAGGGAAAUAGCAGAUGAGAAAAUGAAGGCCAGAGCCAAUGAACUAGAGCAAGAAAUGCAGAAGCAGAAAAUUGAAAUGCUCAAACAGACGUUGGAGGACCUGAAACAGAGCCAGAAGAAGAACCUUCGGAAGUUAAGGGGGAAGAUGGAGGAAGAAACGAAAAAGAUGAAGGAAGAGUAUGAGAAGAGGAUCAAAAGGAAACUCAAGUGAGGGCUCGGAGGAGAACAUCAACAAAAGAAGCUACUCCCGAGCUGAUGACCACCAGGAAUUUCUUAAUGACAUCCAAAGAGGGAAGAAACAAUUAUUCGAGUCACGCAAGAAAGGAAUAAUGAUGCCAUCUGGGAAGAUCACAGGACUCCAGGAUGCCACAUCUGUCAUAAAUACAUAUCAGGCAAAGAAGAUCCCGGAAGAAUUCCUCCCAAUCAUAGGAAACAUCAACAAAACUCUCUCUCAAAGUGACGAGAGCCAUCAAGAGAAAGAGAAGGAAAUAGCAGACAAAGGU